AUGAACAAUCAACCUGUGUAUAUGUCUGUUGAGCAAAUAAAUGCAUUAUUUUAAAGAGAUUCUACAUUUGAGAUAAGAGAUGAUCGUAUUAAUUCGUUCUAAAAUGAUUUAAAAAAAAAUGAAGUAAUAUAUUAAGUAAGUUAAAGACUUGGAAGUCUGAAAGUGCUGAAUGUGAAGAAAAUAGACCAACAAAUCAAAGUGAAAGUAUGAUGAUGAGUAAGAAUAAUUUUUGUUUAAGUUUUUAAGUUACUAGAGAAGAGUAUUAGGGUCUUUAAUAAGAAUAUGAGAGACGUAAAGAUAUGGAAGAGAAAUAUAAGGAAGACAUAAACAGAUUAAUAAGAGAACUCAAAUAGAAGAGUGGAGAAUUGGAGAGUGUAAAGAGAGAUCAGGAUAUACUAUAUGAAUAGAAUUAAAGAAGAGAAAGUAUUGAAUAAUUAUUAAAUGGUAAGACAUACUCCAGAAUUUGAGAUAACAAAUACAAGAAGCAAAUAAUAGGGAAUAAAAAGCUAUGAUAGAAUUGGCUGAUAUUUAGUAAUAACAUAUGUAGAUGAAACAACAAUUAGAAAUAGUUUAGCAGAAAUACAAUUAUUUGUAAAAACAACACAAAUUCGAAAUAGAUAGAAAAGAUAAAUAAAUUGAUUAACUUAAGAGUUAAAUUGUAUCAUUAAAUGAGGAAAAUGAAAAAUUGAAAAAUGAACCUUAGAUAGGGAAUCUUUAUCUCGAUUCUUAGAGGGUGUCAUAGGAAAAGAUUUAAAAUUAAUGGACUUAAUUUAAUUCGAGUGCUUAUAAGAGUAGUAUUUAAUUCUAGAAGGAAAAGCCAGUGACAUAGAUUUAGUUUAAGAGUAAUUAUGAUUCAAAAGUCAUUUUCGGAAAAAAGUCUCAAAAUUCAUUAAAAUAACAACAAUCAUAAUCUGAUUUGUUGUCAAAAGGAUAAUGAGUUU
Messenger RNA from Paramecium pentaurelia, 941 nucleotides. The record is from the annotation of a GenBank genome assembly. Lineage: Eukaryota; Ciliophora; Oligohymenophorea; Peniculida; Parameciidae.